UUAACGUGCGUUAUGUAUAUAUAUAUAUAAUUUACGAACCUAGUAAUAUAACCUAACCUAUAAAAAUAUAUGCGCGUACAAUUCGUUGACAAAACAAUAGGAUAAAUAUUUGUGAUGUUCAGUGCAUAUUAAAAAUGUUAUGAGAUAGAAUGUAUCCAGCAAAUCAUAAGACUAUUUUCGUAUUAGACCAUACGCCUUAUUUUGGUAUAUCUGCGGAAUGCCCAUUAGAAUUCGACUUUUUAAAGAGUCGUGGGCAAAAUUUAAUACCAUUAGCUCCUGUUUGUAAAUCAUUAUGGACUACAAGUGUCGAAGCAUCUCUUGAAUAUUGUCGCAUUGUUUGGGACUUAUUCCCGACUGGCAAAUUGAUCAGAUACGUAGUGACCGAUCGUGCAGCUUAUGUAUUGAACUCAUGGAGUCCACUUCAGCAAAAUCUAACUCAUAUAAUGAAUGGAACCGCCAUUCUUGGCGUACCGACAAAAAAUCCAGAACCAGGAGAAGAUUAUUCAGUGAUACAUGGUCUAAGAGUAGCUAUAGAAACGCUCAAUGAAUGUUCCGAGAUUCAACACGAAAAGAGAACUUCUUUGAAUGAAAAUACCAAUAAGCUUUUAAAUAGGGGUAGAGUAAUUUGUAUUACAAGUGCGCGAGAUAAUAGUAACAUGAAAAGUUUAGAAAAUAUAUUUUUGAAUGAAUUAACUCAAGAGAAUAAAACUGCUCUAGCUUCGGAUCAUUUGAUGCCAAUAGACUUCUGUCAUUUAGUUAUAUUAAAUAUCUGCCCUAAUAACAUAGAAUCACAAGUUACCAGCCAAGGACCACGGGAGGUUUCACCUCUUUUGACGGUGGAAGUGCAUUCAAUAAAGGCCCCUGCAUUACAUUCAAAGUUAUCCCAUCUUAUUUUAUCGCAUUACGAUUUAGCCAGUACAACGGUAACAGGAAUACCAAUGAAAGAAGAACAAAAUGCCAGUUCUUCUGCAAACUAUGACGUAGAAAUAUUUCAUUCCUCUGCGGCACAUUCUGCAAUUUUGAAAGGUAAUCCACAAGAUUCAGCAUUACUAAAAACAUUUAGAAGAUUCGAAGAAGGUUCAGAGUACGAAACAGUAACUUUAAAAUGGUGUACACCACGAGGUUGUAGCGCAUCGGAAAUGCAAAACUGCACGGCAAUGCAUAGGAUUACUCCAGUUGAUGUAAAUAGUAGGCCGUCUUCUUGUUUAAUUAAUUUUCUUUUAAAUGGUAGAUCAGUAAUGUUAGAAAUGGCAAGAAAGAGCGGUGGAAAAACAAUAUCUCAUUUACUUGCUGCUCACGGUGGUGAAAUCUUUAUACAUACAUUAUCUACGGCAAGAAGUGUCCUUGAAGAUCCACCUUCCAUCAGUGAAGGUUGCGGUGGUCGUGUUACAGAUUAUAGAAUAACUGAUUUUGGAUCUCUUAUGAGAAAUAACAUGUUAGUGCCUUUAAAACGUAGUCCGAACAGUACUCCAGAAGGACCAGUGGAAAGAAUGAGACCAAGAUUAGAACGUCAUACAAAAUAUUGGCCAAUUACAAUUUCUAGUACUCUGAUGUUUAAUUUAAAGCAGUUACUCGAUCCUUUACCAGAAAUUAUGAUAAAAGAAGAAAUAACAGUGGAUGAGGUUGUACAAUGCAAACAAAUAAUCUUUAGUAUACUUCAAUUGGAAGCAAAGCAUGAAACAUUGUCGAUGCCAAGUAUAGGUGGUGGACGAGUUGGUAAAGGUGGUGCACGUCGAGAAGAACAUUAUCGUUUGUUAUGGGGGGAAUUGGAAACAUUUCUUAAACAUCAUGCGAAUAAUUCUGCUAAUCAUUCCGAAGUUCUAAAUUGUUUACUCGAAGUAAGAAGCAAAGAUGACAAAGAUAAAGUUGAAUUGGAUCAAGCUUUACGCGAAUUGGAUGGUUUUGGAAAGGAGGAUGGAACUGCACGAGCAAGUGUGAUCAGGGCAACAACGGAUUCACCGAUGUCACCGCCAGCAAGUACAUCGAUAUCGCUUGGAAAACAAAUUCACAAAGGGAAUCAUCAUACACCGAAAACAUUGUUAGAUAUUUGGUUGCAACGAAGUACACCAAAGGAAAAAAAACCGGAUUUUCAUGGUCGAAUUAACAGUGACGGUCUUAAAGCUAAAUUAUAUCCAAAUUUGAAAGAAAGUGGAAGGGAACCUAGAGAAACAAUAUUGGAAGGAUAAAUAAAGCAAUCAGGAAAAAUUAAUCGCAGUAAAAAUAAAACAAGAAAGAAAAUAUAUAAACGUACAUCAUACAUAAGAAUGUUUGUAAAUAAUAUUAUAACGAAAUCUACACAACAAAUCAA
This is a messenger RNA of Vespa crabro (European hornet), 2308 nucleotides long. RefSeq names its product integrator complex subunit 13 (gene asun). The transcript is spliced from 10 exons. Gene Ontology annotation, biological process: centrosome localization; regulation of mitotic cell cycle. Gene Ontology annotation, cellular component: integrator complex. NCBI's taxonomy places the organism in Eukaryota, Metazoa, Arthropoda, Insecta, Hymenoptera, Vespidae. The record is from RefSeq and is a predicted model, not a curated record. Bases 150 to 2186 code for a protein of 678 amino acids.